AAGAAGAAGGCUAUGACUAGUUUUUUUAGCACAUCUAAUUUUAACUUACUUUAUUUAAUAUGUAAACAAAUUAACUACCAAAUAUGCUCAAACUAACGUUCAUUGGAUUGUGCUUCUGCUUUCGUCUGGCGCAAAAGGUGGUUUCCGGAGAGGAUCUUUAUCGUAAAGUGGGAGGUGAGCUCGUGUUGAAACCAGACAAGUCCACAGUGCCACACUCCAUCACAGGCAUCCUAUGGAAACAUGGGAAGAACAAGGUGGCAGAGUGGGACAAGGAUUUUGGUGGUCUGGACAUCUACGGUGCCUUCAAAAAGCGUACAACCCUGGACCAGACUACUGGAGAGCUGAGAAUCAGUGGAUUGAUGAAAACAGACAGUGGCGUUUAUUCUGUGGAGUUUAACAGCAAACAGCUUGACAAGACAUAUAAACUAUCUGUUAUCAAGGCAGUCACCAAACCCACAAUCACUUCUUCCUGUAACACCAACAAAACCUCCUGCACUCUGACCUGUGAGAGUGACACCACUGAUGCUGAACCCAUCACCUACAGCUGGAAAGUGGGAGAGGGGGCGUGGGAGGUCAUAGGAAAACAGCUGAUUGUCUCUAAGAGCGACACUGGCAAAUCAACCAACAGUUACAAGUACAUCUGCAAGCUGAAGAAUGAUGUUCGUGGGGAAGGGGAAGUCAGUGAGCCAGUUGGAGAGGUGUUUGGCUCAGGUGAGUGGACACUCAUAAGUGUGUUACAGUCUUAUGUAUUGAUAUGUCAGUAAC
Salvelinus sp. IW2-2015 is the source of this 765-nucleotide messenger RNA. Lineage: Eukaryota; Metazoa; Chordata; Actinopteri; Salmoniformes; Salmonidae. The record is from RefSeq and is a predicted model, not a curated record.